AUGGCCGCGGCUCAGAGCACGGACGACGGGGCCCGUUACCGCGAGCACGCCUUCGUCUGGGCUGCCCUCGAGGGCGACGGCGAGAAGGUCCGACCGGGAGACGUGCGGCUGAUCAGUCUGAACUGGCUCAUUGCGCUGGCAGAGCGGGGCGGCGUGCUCCCGCGGCGGCAGGACCUGCCAGAGGAGGCCUUCUUAAGCUCUGCUCAGCUGAGGCGGAUCGAGCAAGGCGCCAGGCGCGGCUUCAACUCCGUCGGACAUGAGGAGGCCAUUGAGCGAUUCAUCAAGGAGCCCUCCCUCUCGUCCUUGCUCGGCUGGCUCGCGAGCUUUUUCGGCCGCAAGCGCAACCCCGACGGGCUGCUCCCGAUCAUCUCCGUCUCCUACUGCUGGCUCGAAGCCGCGCAUCCAGAUCGGGAGGGCCGCCAGCUCCAGCUGCUCUCCCGCAAGCAGCGGGGCCUCUACGGCGGGCGCGGCCUGCUCGGCGCGUGCCGCGACUACGGCUUCUCGGACAUGGGCGUGUUCCUCGACUGGUCCUCGGGCUACCAGAGGGAUCCGGCGCUAUUUGCCGAGCGGCGCGCGUAUGAGGCGAGCCGGUCGGGCGAAGAGAAGGCCGCCUUCGGUCGCAUGCUGGAAAACACGAUGGACCUCUGGUACGCGCACGCCUCGGUUACUGUCGUGCUGCUCACGCAGCUGCCCGACGAGCUGCCCGCCGGCUUUGACCGGAGCCGGACCUACGACACUCGCGGCUGGACGACAUUCGAGCGCUGCUCGGCAGAGCUGGGCGCAAAGCCCUCCUCGCUGGGCUUUGCCAAGUGGAAGCUCGUCAUCGACGUCGCCAGCGACGACGGCGGCGCUCAGCGGCGGCUCCCCGCGACUCCGGAGCGCAUGGCGACGCUGCUCGCCACUUGCCGCUUCACCAACGGCGCCGACUCGACGACCGUGCUCGCGCUCUACGAAAAGACGGCGAAGGCAGUGCUGGGAACGGUCGAGAAGCUCGACUACACGGGGCUGCCGCUCGUGUGUGGCGACGCGUGGACUAGCCCUGCGCUGCUGGCGGAGGCGCUGAAUCAUUGCGAGAGCCUCCGGACCCUCGUCGUAGCUGGGAAUCGCCUCGACGACGAGGGCGUGGCGGAGCUUGCGGCAGGGCUCGAGGGCGGCGCGCUCCCGGUGCUUGAGGCUCUCUACGUAGCGGCAAACCGCUUCGGCGCGCGCGGCGUCGGCGCGCUCUGCGGCGUGUUCCAUCGCGGCGUGGCGCCGGCGCUGCAGACGCUCGACGUCGCUGCCACGCCUAUUGGCGACGAGGGGGCAGUGGCGCUAGCUGCGGCUCUGUCGACCGGCAAGCCGUCGCAUGGGCUGAGCUUGGCGUUCUGUGACGUGAGCGACGAGGGCGCGAUGGCACUCGCGGCUGCCCUCCCGGCCGCGGGUCAGGGAUGUCGCGUGAACGCCUUUUUCAAUCGGAUCGGCCUCGCGGGCCAGGCGGCACUGCUAGAUGCACUCGAUGCGAAGCACGGGCCGCAGCCGGGGCACGGCAUUGCGGUGCUGCAGGUGAACUUGCUUCCCUGGUCGUGCCCGCUCAUUCGCGCUUGGGGACGAGGCGGGCGCCGUGUGGCCGAGAGCGGCCGACUCACCAUAUAA
This is a messenger RNA of Emiliania huxleyi CCMP1516, 1632 nucleotides long. RefSeq lists its product as hypothetical. Gene Ontology annotation, cellular component: nucleus; cytosol; perinuclear region of cytoplasm. Bases 1 to 1632 code for a protein of 543 amino acids. Gene Ontology annotation, biological process: activation of GTPase activity; nucleocytoplasmic transport. Lineage: Eukaryota; Haptophyta; Isochrysidales; Noelaerhabdaceae. The transcript has 3 exons. Gene Ontology annotation, molecular function: small GTPase binding; GTPase activator activity. The record is from RefSeq and is a predicted model, not a curated record.